Messenger RNA from Entamoeba invadens IP1, 1644 nucleotides. RefSeq lists its product as hypothetical. Bases 1 to 1644 code for a protein of 547 amino acids. The transcript has 2 exons. NCBI's taxonomy places the organism in Eukaryota, Evosea, Mastigamoebida, Endamoebidae. The record is from RefSeq and is a predicted model, not a curated record. Gene Ontology annotation, biological process: transmembrane transport. Gene Ontology annotation, molecular function: transmembrane transporter activity.
AUGGUUAAGGAUUGUAAGUGGUUUACAGAGAAGGCACUAUCAGUAUUUUGGAAUUUCCCACGUGCGUGUUACACCGGGUUUGUAUUCAAUUUUGCAAACUACUUUUACUGGCUUGUUGUUCCUCUUAUAAUGAACGACAAAGGUGGAAGUACAUUUGAUUUGUCUCUUCUUCAAACCGUUGGGUUUGUGAUAUAUGCAGUGUUGUCUCCGAUUGCGGGAAAGUUGGGUGACAAGGUCAAUCCAUAUAUUAUAGUGCGAGUCGGGUUUUUAUUCUUCAUUGCAGCCGUUGCAGUCAUUUUGAUAUUUCCAAGUUCGAUUCCAGCGUUGUACGUAUCAGUGUGUAUUUGGCCAUUUUGCACGUCCAUAUUUUGGUCGGUCACAACGGGGACAAUUGGGUUUGAGUCACCACUUGGGUACGAAAAUCGAAACACAUCCCUCUAUCAAGUGUCUUGGAGUUUUGGGAAGUGUUUUGGCUUUUUGUUUGGUGGGUUGCUCAAAACAGCGCUUGGGACCAAUUCGUUGUACAUCUGUAUAGCACUUAUUAUAGUGACGAUGGUAUUGUACCCUUUCACACACCCAAAGAGAAUUAGAGAGAAAAAAAGAAAAUUUAAAGACGAGAAGAAGAAAAAUGAUACCACACCGAAGGAUAUUGCAAUUCCAGUCGAGAGCAUUCAUAAGGGCCCCGAUGGUAUCGAACUUGUCAUCGAUAAAAAAGCCGAGCCACAACCAAUCGAACACAAAGACGACAUCCAUGACAUCGAAGUCGUUGUAGACGCGAGUGAAGUUCCUUCACAACAUAAAGAAGGAGAGGCUCAAUUUGUUCCAGAAUCUCUGGAAAGAAAGAGUGAAGUCGUUGAAGCUCCAACGUCACCCGAGAGAAAGAGCGAAAUUGGGCAAACACCACGACAAAGUGAAGAGUCUUUGGUUCAAACGGAAGUCUAUGCACAUCAUGAAGACCAGAACACGGUGCAGAUCAAAUUCAAGUGGAGUCCGGAAGAGUUGAGUAAUAAAACGUUCAUCAUUAUUGGAUAUAUCCAACAAUGCGCUAUUUAUGGUACAAGUGCUGUUAUUAGCUCGACAUAUGUCAAGUUGGCUAUUGACUUAGAAGUGAAGAGUCCUACCGCAUUGGACAUGUAUAUUGGGAUCGUCUUUUUCUUCUAUUUCUUAGCACAAACAGUUGUAAUGGUAGGGAUGUCUUUGACUCUUGUAUGGACGUAUAAACGAAGUCUAUUUUUGCUCUUCCAGACGGGAUUCAUAUUAUUCUUGUUGAUCAUAGGAGUGUCUCGGAACGCGUAUUUGAAUUGGUUCAUGGCCUUUAUUGGUGGGCUUGCGGGUGGUUUUGCGUAUCAGACAUCCACGUAUUACUCCAUGAGAGCGAGUGAAGAGAGUAAGUCGAUGUUCAUGGGCAUUUCUGAGGGUGUGAGUGGACUUGGUAACUCUUUAUUGCCAUUUAUUAGUGGGUUGUUGUGUACGUACUUGAACAACAACUAUAUCCAAAUAUAUGUGGGUGUGAUAUUCAUGGUCAUUUGUAUUGUCCUCGAAGAGGUCUAUUAUCACAUAGGAACAUAUAUAAACAACAAACGGCAAGAGAAACGCGUUGAUCCAUCCCCUGAUUAUCAGCAAGUUGAAAUGAAACAAAUUUGA